AGUCCCUUGUUUCCUAUGCCCAUGCCGUUUUGCCUUUGGUGUUUCUAUUUUUUAAUAAACUGUUUAGCUUUGAAAAAGUAAACGCGCCUGAAAAAAAGUAUUUCAUUUCUUAUUCGAUACAUGCAAAUUUUAAUUAAUUUAAGAAAAACUCAUACCAGAGAUCUUAUACAGUACUUACACGACGUGAAAUUCUGAAAGUGAAUAAUAUUUGUCCGAUAUUUUGAAAACUCUGUACUUAUCUUAAUGAUAAUGACAACCAAACGUCAACGUCUUAUUGGAUAUAGUAAAAACCACGUAUUAUCUUUUUAAAUUUCUUAUAAAAGAAUAGUGCUUGCUCUUAUGGUUAAUUAGCAAGUAAUUUGUGUAAUUGCAUUCGAUCACCAUGAGUGCAAUUAAAUUUGGAACUAUAUUUUUUACACUUUUUUUGAUAAAUUUGGCUGCUUGUGGGCCCGAGGAAGAAGAGGGAGUUAAAUAUGCAGAUAAGUGUGAAGUUUGUAAAGUUGUUGCUACAGAAUUAGAGGGUCGUCUCGAUGAAACGGGAAAAACGCAUGAUGUUUUGGAAAUAGGCUAUUCUAUAGAUGACAUUGCUCCCAAGAAGAAAAAGGAAUACGUAAAAUCGGAACUCCGUCUAGUCGAAUCUUUGGAUCAAUUAUGUGACAGAGUUCUAGAAUACAACAUCCACAAAGAGCGCAGCGACAGCAAUCGGUUCGCUAAAGGAAUGAGCCAAACGUUCAAAACACUUCACGGUCUUGUCGACAAAGGUGUGAAAGUGGAACUAGGUAUUCCCUAUGAAUUAUGGGACAAUCCUUCUGUUGAAAUCACUACACUAAAAUCCCAGUGCGAGGAACUACUAGAGAAUUAUGAAGCCGAUAUCGAGGAAUGGUAUUUCAAUUCUCAGGGAAAAGUCCCUCUCACUAGGUAUUUGUGUUCUGAGAGGGCUUUGAAGGGAAAAGAUGAUUCGUGUCUGAAAGAAAAAGGAGACAAUGGUCAGAUUGAGGAUAAGAAGAGCAAGCGAAAAAAUAAAAAAAACUCAAGUAAAACUGAAGAUACGGAGAAACCAAAGAACGCGAAGGAAGAGUUGUGAUUUGGUCAAUUAAAUUUGUAUUCAAAUUGCUCACUUUUCCUGACUGUAAGACUCUCCGUGAUAUUCCAUUUUUUACUACAAUUCUCUCUGAAAUCGUGCCAUAAUUUAAAAUAAAGCUUUUACAUUAUAAA
Molecule: messenger RNA, 1215 nt
Organism: Belonocnema kinseyi
Lineage: Eukaryota; Metazoa; Arthropoda; Insecta; Hymenoptera; Cynipidae
Gene: CNPYb
Product: protein canopy homolog 3
Exons: 6
Coding region: 383-1084 (233 amino acids)
Cellular component (GO): endomembrane system
Molecular function (GO): signaling receptor binding
Source: RefSeq, a predicted model, not a curated record